Bursaphelenchus xylophilus (pine wood nematode) is the source of this 3178-nucleotide messenger RNA. Lineage: Eukaryota; Metazoa; Nematoda; Chromadorea; Rhabditida; Aphelenchoididae. The record is from the annotation of a GenBank genome assembly.
AUGUUGUGCAAAAUUGUGACUCUGGCUCUGUUUUGCGUCGCAGGUGCUCAAUUCUUCCCUAGCAAAGACGACUGCAGAGAUUUGAUGCCAACUUGUGAGAAAACCGCCUUCCAAUGUAAGGAUCCGCUGAUGCGAUUGUCAAUGGAGACCACGUGCAAGAGGACUUGUGGAUUCUGUCAGGAGGUUUGCAAGGAUUACAAUUUUAAGUAAGGAUUUUAUAAAGGGUGCUGAAAAAAAUAAACGAUCGACCUUAUUGGUGCCGUAAUCGUAAUCUUUCAGCUGCAAGCACUACAAACUCAGUGGACUUUGCAACAGCGGUAGCUUCUUUAUCCAGAACUCGUGCAGGAAAAGUUGCGGGCUCUGCUCGGACGACAGUAAACCCACAACUCCUUCCAACGACGAUCAACCAGAUGAUCACACUGAACAACCAAUCGAUGAUGAAACUGAAGCUCCCAUUGACGAUGUGACUGAUGGAUCCGGUAACGAAGAGGGCGAUAACUAAAUUCUUUUUUAUUAUGGCGACAAUUGUAAUAUGGUGACAAUAAAAGGGUUUUUUUGUGAUAAGCAUCGAAUCGAGUUCAAGUUUACCCUCUUCUCAACCACUUCAACCGCUACGCCUGCUAGGAAAAUUCAUUGAGGAAAGAGAAAGUCGGUGACCCUCCGGCCGAAGCCUCAGAAAAGGGUCAACCACUCUACUAGCCCAGGUCAUCGAAAGCAAAUUCCCACGCUGCGUGCUACAGAAAGUAUACAAAGAUGCCACAGUCAUCCCUAAACGAAAACAAAUGCUGGAUGCAGUAAAGGAUGUCCUCCGCAAGAAGGCAAAUAUUUGAUCGGAUGAUCUCCGACAACCAUGGAGAUCAAAAGCGCAUCCCAAAUCGGCCAAACCCACCCAGCCAACUCUACCAAGUACUCUCCCAUUACAACACUGACCAAGAAGCGAAAAAAUCGCGACACGCUCGCGAUCCAAAAAUAGCCAAAAUUAAUUAUUCCAAUCAGCCGAUCGGAUGAUUAGUUUUGGCCUACAAUUUCCUCCAUGUCCCUUAAUCACCCUCUCCCGUGACGCCUGGGUAAGCACGAAUCAUUUACUCCCUGAAUCAUGCUUAAUAAAUGUGCUUAUGAGGUGUCCUAGGGCCGGGCCCAACUUUCACGAACGACGCGAUGAAUAAAAAGAAAAAAAGUCAUCCCAACCGGCGACUUUCGAAACAUGAAAUGAGGAAACUGGAGGUGGGACAAAGGAACACUGUUUCCAAAGAAGGCAAUAUAAAACAUUCCACCGUAAAAGCCAUGAAAUUGAUUGAGAAAUAAUACAAAAAAAGUCAAAUAUGUUGAGAAAUCACCUGAAAUUUCAACGUGUUGCAGCUUCUGGAAGACCGGCUUAAUUGUAUAAAAGGAAUUCGAAGGGACGCGCCCCACACCUCCACACCUUUAAGCCAACCCCGAAAUCUUUACAAUCCAUUUUAGUUAACGGUUUGUGGCACCAAUUAGUCGUGCUACGACUCCCUUGGCCCAGCCCUAGGACGCGGCGUCUAAUCCCACUAAUUUGUGCUAACAUAUAAUCCGUAAGCAAUCCUGCAAUAAACAUAGCGAAAUCAACGAAUCUCCAGUUCAGUUUACCCCUUCAACCACACCCCUAUCUUCAUAAGGUUGGAGAAUAAUUCGUAAUUGCGGUAUUCAUCCUUGUCUGCUGAGACAAACGGCAUGAUGCAGGGCAUACUACACUACGUAAAUCAAAGAGAACCUCGACCCGACGUGCUUCAACUAGAGCUGCCCGUCAGAAAAGGAGGAUCUUGUGAAUACUGCGAUGGACACCAUAACGCGAUACUAUGCCGAGAUAUCUCCGUAACGUCAAGAAAGGCCCUCAACGAAAAACUCGAUAAAAUGCUCACAAACGGCCAAAUCAAGAAUCUUGAGGGCAACUACGACCCACAGCCAAAAGAACCUAGCGAGUACCAGGAUUCUGAUGAAGAAUACAUCUGAACAUUCAGCAACCUGCUUAUUAAAUCCCAUAGUCCAAGUUGUCCAGCAUAAGGCGGCUCUACAACUUAAGAACGAAAGAUUCGAAAGCAGAACGAGGCUGUCUGCGUAGGCCUUCUCCUCAGAUAAAUAAAGUCCUUGUCGCGACACCCUCGCGAUACUAAAAAUAGCCAAAAUGAAUUCUUUCAAUCGGCCGAUUGGAUGAUUAAUUUUGGCCGGGAAAAUUCUUGAUUGCCACAGCACUCAUCGCCCCUGCCUCUUAAUCACCUCUUCCCAUGCAAACGCCUGAGUAAGCACGGAUCAUUCACUCCCUGUCGCCUGCUUAAUGAUUCCACUUAUGAGGUCUCCUAGGGCCGGACCCAACCCCCUUGGCCCAGCUCUAGGACAUCCCAUCUAAUCCCGCCCUUUUUAUGCUAACAUAAGCCUGAAAAAUCCCACAGUAAACAUAUCGCAAAUUGUUGUCAGUGCCGCCGUCGCUCAACACCCCCGUCCAGCUAAAAGGUAGGAGAACAAUCAGUUUCUCAAAAGGAGUCGGCAAACCUAGCCGGCCGACUCCAAAUUGUCACCGAGCCACCCCCGGCCGUGACAUUUUAUGGUGACCCCGACGUGAUCUAGGUCCACCAAAAGUAGACCUAUAUCGCGCCUCUGAAACCAACGGCAGCUCCCAAAAAGGGCAGCUCCCUAUGGAAGCUCAACUACCGCGAAGACCACGCGCAAAUCCCCAGCGCAGAAUCCCUGCCCCGCCAAAUUAAUCCCAACUACUGAACCCAACCCUUACUUGUGUCCCUUGACUUGCCAAAACUUCUACCUGUGCCUAUCUGAUUUGUACCCCCAGACGGUAUCCCCCAAAAAGUCCCCCUGAAUCCAAACUAUAGACUCUAUCCGGAAAAAUCCGCCAAGCUACCGGCUUGACAAAAGCCGUCUACAAGAUGCCCUCCGAUCCUACUACCAUAUCCAAAAGGAAAUUGAUCUAAAUCCCGCUGAGAUCAAUGACGAGCAAUUUUACAACACCUUCGAAGCUUCCCAUGAUGUAUUUCGAAGACUGUCCAAAAAUGUUCAACGGUUGGACGAGCUCCAUAUCCAAUGGCAAAGGAUUAUCGAAGCCAAUCCACCCGAAAAAGCCAUCUUUGACAACAACCUUGCCGCUCAUGGAGACUUUCGCCCCGGCGUUGAAGAAGGUCGCACUGCAGUUGAACACCUCUGA